Molecule: messenger RNA, 282 nt
Organism: Oppiella nova
Lineage: Eukaryota; Metazoa; Arthropoda; Arachnida; Sarcoptiformes; Oppiidae
Source: the annotation of a GenBank genome assembly
AUGAGUGAUACAAACGGUGGACACAACCAGUCAUGCCAUCAGUCGUCGCAUCGCUGCUCAUCACUGCCAUCGGUGUCGGCGACGGCCCGGCAAUCGGAUCCGACGACAGGCACGUCAUCGGCGCCCACAUCGCGCCCUAAAAUGGAUGUCGUCUGUCUCAUCGAUUUGACAAUAGGUUCGCCGACUCUGAGUCACCGGAAGGCGGCCUUAGAGGAGAUCAAGCGAGCGGCACAUCUGUGUAACGCAAACCUGCAUCACAUCCAGUUCCAGAAGUUGGACUUC